UUGGCAACGAAGGCAGUCGGCCGGCCCCCUAACCCAACCCAACAGCCAACGACUUCCACCAGCCGUCGCAGUACGCCACUUCCCUCCGCCCACCACCGCAGAGAUCGCCGGCGACGGCGAGGAGAUGGCGGCGACCGCCCUGGCGGCGACGGCGGCGGCGAGCCAGUCCCUGAGGAACCGCGAGAUCCUGGACGCCGUCGGAACCACCGCGGCGGCUCUCUCGCUCGUCGGCUCCUCCUUCAUCGUGCUCUGCUACCUCCUCUUCCGCGAGCUCCGCAAGUUCUCCUUCAAGCUCGUCUACUUCCUCGCCCUCGCGGAUAUGCUUUGCAGCUUAUUCACUAUAAUGGGGGGGCCAGCAAAUGCAUUUUAUUGCUUUGCGCAUGACUACAGUGCGCACUUCUUCUGCGUGGCUUCUUUUCUAUGGACAACCACUAUAGCGUUCACUCUUCACCGGACAGUUGUCAAGCACAAAACUGAUGUUGAGGAUUUUGGAUCCAUUUUCCACUUGUAUGUAUGGGGAACUUCACUAGCUACCACUGUAUUACGUUCAAUAGGAAGUGACUAUGGAAGGCCGGGGACCUGGUGUUGGAUCCAGCAGGGAAGCAUGGGAAAGAUCUUACACUUGAUUACCUUCUACCUUCCACUUUGGGGUGCCAUUCUCUACAACGGGUUUACAUACUAUCAAGUAAACCGCAUGUUGAACAAUGCGACUCGGAUGGCUGUUGGCAUUAGCGAUCGAUCAAUUCAAUCUGACACGAGGGCGGACAAAAAGGCAUUUAAUCGCUGGGGCUAUUACCCUCUGAUUUUAAUUGGUUCAUGGUCUUUCGCGACAAUCAAUCGUUUGUAUGACUUUGCUAAUCCUGGGCACAAGAUAUUCUGGCUAUCCAUUCUUGAUAUUGGGUUUGCUGGACUUAUGGGCCUUUUUAAUUCGAUUGCUUAUGGUCUCAACUCCUCGGUGCGCAGAGCAAUUGCAGAAAGGAUGGACGUGUUUCUACCUGAGCGCAUCAAAAGGAGCCUUCCUACUUUGUCAAGAUUGAGAAGUCAACAAGAAAAUGAGCUGAUUUCUCUUAUCGUUGAGAGUAAUAACAGACAUAGUAACGUGGGUAGCACCUAGGAGUUUUCUAGCUUGCUGAGUUUGUUCAUAUCUUUUGGGCUCUUUCCGAAAUGGGUGUAUGUAGUGUACCAUUGACAUCACUGUAGGAGCAGAUGCUUAGCACUUAACAUUGACCAUUUAUUUGGCAAAUUGGGUUAUCCACGGUACAUAGAGGUUAGGAGUACUCUGAUGUUUGUCUGUAGCCUGUAGGUAAGUUUGUGAGUGUUCGAUCUUCUAACCCCUGGGUCAUGUUGUACUUUUGAGAACUUGUCUCGUUGAUCCCCCACAACUGACUGCUUCCUGUGCACCUUGAUGCUCCUGUAAACUAUAGCAUUGUUCAGUUGCAGUUUUUCUCCCUCUGGGUAUAUGGUUUCACCUUAA
This is a messenger RNA of Lolium perenne, 1474 nucleotides long. RefSeq names its product G-protein coupled receptor 1. Gene Ontology annotation, cellular component: plasma membrane. Lineage: Eukaryota; Viridiplantae; Streptophyta; Magnoliopsida; Poales; Poaceae. The record is from RefSeq and is a predicted model, not a curated record. Gene Ontology annotation, biological process: cell surface receptor signaling pathway; adenylate cyclase-activating G protein-coupled receptor signaling pathway. Gene Ontology annotation, molecular function: G protein-coupled receptor activity.